CAUCGCACGGCAAGCAGCCUCUCGCAAUCAAUGUGCUCCGGCAUUGCGGCUGAACGCGGCGUGGCGGUGCCAUGGCCACCGAGCCGGGAUUGUUGCCGCAGCAGCAGCGCGUGGCGGAGUCGCAACAGGAACUAACUUCCGCUCUUCGCUCGCGCCGGAAGCAGACGCACGGACCAAGCCAGCGUGUCGUUGCGGUCGCUUCAGUGCUCGUCCGAUGCUGUCGCCGAUGAGCAGGUGUCGUUUCGCCGGAAGUGAACGCAAAGCCAAAGCGAUGUGAUGCGCAGCCACUCGCAUCUUGCAGUAAUCGGAUUCCGAAGCAAAACUAGUGACUGAAGUUGCCGAGCUUUUUUUACGAAGGAAUUUUUAAGCCACUUCGACGAGCGAAGGACAUUAUUCGGCGACACAUUCCGGUCGGGGCGCAGCUCAAGCCUGCAUUUACGUAUGGGACGUGUGACUCGCCGCAGUGUUUUUUUUUUACCAACGCAAGGAGUGCCUGUGAUACCAGGGAAAGACGAUUCCGGUGUUGUGGUCGGCGUUUGACGUGCUUGUGAUUUCACGCAAAGGGAGUAUUUUUGCUCUCGAAACGCUGGCCGAUCAACAAAGCUCGUCACGGAAGAAUUAUUCGUGCACACUGGUCGCUAGGCUACGCUGGCUAUGCCAAGAAGUUUUAUAUUCCGGUUGACUAUUAAUGCACCAGUACCUACUUCCGCGCCAGCCUAGGACGUGGUAGAGCAUUGUCGAAACUUCCGCGCUGCGCCGCUUCCUCACUUCAAUUCCGGGACGUUGUAAGCAUUUCUUUUAUCUAGUUCACCACGCCGUCGAACGUGCAGCCGGAGCAACAGUUAACGGCGGCGAGCUUUUUCGGGAACUCUGUCCAACAGGUACGCUGUACGGGACCUUUCCAGCGACUGAAACAAUCCGAUUCUCAUUUGUGCAUUUAUUUACUUCGUGCAGACUGAAACAGUUUUAAUAGCUGGAUACGUCUAGCGCUCUACGCUCACACAACUGGUCUUGCUCAAGUUCUUUGGCCAGUUGAAUAGGCAUCUCGUGCGCGGUGGUAGCGCCAACUCAGCCACGGGACUGCUGUGUGCGGCAAGUGUGGUGGAUUACUGCCGAAGCUCAUACCGAACAUCAGGGUGAACCUGCCAUUUUGUUCUGCCAGGUGACCUGGGCGUUCCGUUCGCGGUAAUCAAGACCGCCGAGUCAACAAAGGUGCCUAAUCGAAAGACGAAUCCGAAGCCGCAGCCUAAGGAAUGGGAUGGCUCGUUUCUACCGGCUGGCGGCAUUCCGUCGUGGUGUCGUGGACGCUAGCGACGAUCCUAGCGGUGUCCAUCGGCAAGUCCUCGGCAGUGUCGACGUCGUCUGCAGCAUGGGAUGCCGAGCUGACCACGAGGACCUCGACCGACGCGCCGCCGACGCUGGUUCCGUGCCGCCUCUCCGAGCUGACGUGCGACAACGGGCGCUGCGUGGCGCUGUCCCGGUUCUGCGACGGCUCCGACGACUGCGGAGACGGCUCGGACGAACCGCUCGGUUGCUCCAACUGCAACCGCACCCUGUUUGGCGAAGUGGGAACCAAGAACCCGCUGCGCAUUGCCGAGCCCUUUCAGAGGAACCUGCCCUUCAUCUGCACGCUGUACUUCAUCGCGGCCGGCGGCGAGUUCGGUGACAUCGUCGAGCUCACCUUCCUCAACUUUCAAGUGGGCUCACUCGAGAUGGACAGGAACCAGUCGGCGACCUGCUUCAAUGGCCAUCUGCAAGUCAUCGAGCCUGCAGCGUCGGCGCCCAUCAUGCGAACCCCGCAGACUCGGGGCUUCAGUCAGAUCCUGUCCGCGGUGCGCGGCGAACCGGCCACGCCGCACUUGACGUCUCUCUACGAUGGCUCAGGCGGGGAGCCGGAGUUCGGCCACUUCUGCGGUGACAUGGCCACCAAUGGCGGUUCCGGCAGUGGUGGUAGCGCAACCUUCUACUCGGACCGCAACAAUGUCACGCUAGUCGUGUCUGUGCCCAGUCGUGCCUCUCUGCACGCGUUCAGCUUUAACUUGUAUCUGACAUUUCGGUUUCACCCUAAGAGACCUUCCCGGACACGCUACGGCACAUCCGACAGCCCCCACGACGUCGGCAUCGCGACUGCAGGAACGUACUGCGACCGCAUUUUCGAGCAUUGCGACCGCAAGCAGUGCAAAAUCCGCUCACCUAACUUCCCGGGAUUCUACCUGCGAAAUUUCACCUGCACGUUCACCGUUCGCCAAAUGGUGGCGCCACCUGGAAAGCAAGCGCAGAUCGUCCUGUACCAGGACAAUGAAUACAAGAUCUCCAUUUACACAGGCCGCAGUACCGCGACGACCUUCUCCCAGAGGGCGCUCACCAUUGACUGUCUCGGGGACGUUGUCAAAAUUUACGAUGGGCCAAGCGCGGACAACUCUCCGCUGCUCAGCGAGUUCUGCGGCACUGGCGUGCUGCCGGAAGUGGUUUCCAGUGGACCGGAAGUGACGGUGGUGCUCCGGAGCGUGACCGCGCAGCAGUUGCACGGCUCGCGGCUCGAGCUCAAUGUGAAGGUGCGCUUCGUGGACGUGGAGGAAUUCAGGCUCGGUCAGGGCAGGUGCGAGUUCCACAUCGACGGCAAGGUUGAGCGCCAAGGCCUCGUCCACACGCCGGCACACACGGUCCCGCCCAACACGACCUGCCGGUACCGCUUUCACGGCAGGUCGCCGACAGAUCGCGUCUGGGUCUACUUCCUAUCGUACUUCGUCGAAGACAAGCACCGCUGGGCGAGCGAAGAGAAGUGUGAUGUGUCUAGUAUCGAAGUCCUGGACGUGCCUCUGCAAAGCUCCAGGACCGGAAACAACAGUUCAAGCGACGCCUCUAACGCCAGCACUGCCGUGGACCUUCCCGGAAUGUCGUACCGCUUCUGUGAAAAGAACUCUCCUCGCAUAUGUGCGAGGGCUGCAGAAUACCCUCAGUUCAUACCGCUUCGUCCAUGCAGGCACCCUGACGAAUCCUAUCUGUCUAGUGGGCCCGAGCUGCUCCUCCAGCAGAACUUCUACAAAACUGUCGAACUGCCUGUCCGCAGAAGCUCUUUCUCAGCUCGGUACGAGUUUGUGGACACCGAGCAACAAGGUGCGGACAUGGGACCACGGCAUGGGCCUUGCCAUAGGCACUUUCAGAGCAGCAACUCCAAAUUUGGCAUGGUGUCCUCGCCGAAAAACGUCUUUCUGUACGGUCGUGGAGGCCGUGAGAACGUCACCUGCUCCUACUAUUACUCCGGCAUGUCCUCUGAAAAGCUGAGACUUUACCUCGUCACCUUGAACCUGCCGACGUCGGGAUGCGAACACUACUACGACCAAGUUACCCAGAGGUACAACUGCCGCGUUACCGGUCGCCAGUCGAGCCGCAUCUCGCUUUUGCACGUCAUGGACCACUGGGGCGACACGUACACUCCUAUUGGUUGUUUCUGCAACGUCACCUCGCAACCCCGUAAGCCCAUCCUCAUCGAGUCGGUGGGCAACAACGUCACGCUGACGUUCACCAUAAGCGGCAUGACUUCUCUGGAGGAUUUCAACAACUACGGCUUCGAGGCGACGUACGAGUUCCGACCUGCGACUUCCUGCGACACCAGCACGGAGCUGAGGAAUGGCUCGCAGGGCGAGUUGACGUUCAUGGCUCCCGCCAGCGUGGCUGACCAGGAGCUCCCGUUGCGGUGUCGGUGGUUCAUCGAGGCCUCACCUCGCAAGUACCUCUACCUGAAGUUCCAGGGGCGCGAUGGGUCCCGAGGAUGCCCCGACUCGGGAAACAGGUUCGUGGUGUACGCGGACGGCAUCAUGCAGCCCGUGGCCGUCGUCUGCUCCGGCGGCAUCCACGAGGAGACGUCGCUGUCCUCGUCCACGGACUUCGACAUCUUCUCGGCCUCGUGGUACAACGACUCCACCGAGCGACAGCACCACGCCCUGGCAGACCGCGUGGUCAUCGAGGUCGUCGCGUUCCGGGCCGCUCAGUUCCGGUUGCGGUGGCUCGAGGUGACCAGGCCAUUCCUGAAGACGUCGUCGGGCCUGACGCUGCGCAACGUGAACUGCCUCUACGAGUGCCCCGAGCUGAGCGCGUGCAUAUCGCCCGAGCUCUGGUGCGACGGCACCGUGCACUGUCCCUCGGGUCACGAUGAGAAGCCCGAGCACUGCCGGCGCUUCCCGACCUUCUACGUGGCACUCGGAGCAGGCGCCGGGUUCGUCGUCAUCUGCGCUGGACUCGCGGCCGCCCUGCUGUGGUGUCGAAGCAAGGACAAGACCAAGGAGGAACCGCGCAUGCGCCCCGCUGAUGACAUGCAGCUGGAGAGCCCGGACAGCUGACCCUGGCACUCGAUUCUGGACCCCGCGGUAGACGGUCCAGAAUCGCAGGAGACGGCGGUGGUUUCCACGGGCACGCCCGUGGUACGCCCCAUCGACGUGGUUAUGUCCAUGAUGCCCGCUCCUGGCGGCAUACCGGCCACUCUGCAAGGGACGCUCUCGUCGUCCAGAACUCGGCGCACCCCGCCGCCGGCGUACACGGCCGCCGACGCAGCGGCGGACAUCUACGUCAUCAAGACGAUGAGGUCGCCCUGCCUUUAGUGCGACGGCGGCGUCGUCGGACAGCUCCUAUCGGUUCCGGUUUUAUACUUGCUGUGCAAGUGAAAAAUACUGAGUUGCCUUGAAACAAACCGAAUGAACGGUGCGUGCGUGGUGGUGACUCUGGACCACUGUUUCCUCCCCAUUAACCGUCGGACACGUGUUGGUAGCGUGUGGUGCCACGGGUGCAACGUCAAAUGGCCGAAGCCUUUGCUUCGUGAGCCACUGAAAUCAAGGUGCGUCGACACUGAGCGUGCUCAUCAUGUUUUUGUGAUCUUCGAUGUCGUCCAGGGAGUUCUGACUCUUUUUAAGUGUAGCAUUGUAUAUUGUGAAAACUUACCGCCGUAAAAGAAAAAAAAAACACACGAUACGAAUGUGUUAUCGAAUGUUAUUUAUUGAUGGCGUCUUGCGAAAGACAAAGUGCUCACACUUGUGAUGUAGUGUCUUAAAAGAGCACAAGCAUUGUGGCAGAGUUUAUAUUUCUCCUUAAAACUAUAAGGGGGCAUAUUCUGUAUAUAUAUGAAGCUGUGUUCGGGCUCGGAUUGAAAUAUUAGCCAAGUAUAUGUACGUGACAGGAGUUCAAUGUAUUUUAUGUGGUUCCAGCGCUUCGGUCUUAGACAACGUCUCUUUAAGUGUCCGUAUACGUCUACGUAAGAUUCCUACACGACAUUAUACUCCAGCUUAUGUCUAUAAUUUGGUGCCGCUUAAUCACGUUCGGCUUAAUCAUCCACUCGGCUAUACUGCUACCAAUUGGCGCAAGUAAAGAUACAACGUCCCUUGUGGUGCAAAAAAAAGGUAUCAACGUUUUUACAAAAUAAUAUUAACAACAAUAAUGAAUCAUUUACGUUAUGUAAAUGUUAUGUAAAUGUUAUGUUGACGUUAUGUAAAUGUUAUGACUACAUUAAGGUGACAAACUUCCUUCAUUUUCUCAUAAAACAUCUGUAACCCAUUGCAUCACUUGUUCGAUAAAAUAACAAUAUUAAAUGGCAUUAUUGCUCUGGUCUCCAUAAAAACAAUUAUGCUCUCUUUUGCCCGAUAACCAAAUAGACAAACAGCAUUGCUAAGUUUCAGAGUAAUGAAUGAUUGAUUGUAUGUGUAUGCUCAUGCAAAGAGUUGUCAAAGCUAUUUUGUUCACAGCGUGACGAGUGAGCUAGUGAUUGAUUGUGAAGUGCCCGUUUCGUUCAGUCAAUUUUUCUUGAAGCUUAAAAAGUGCCCAGUUACACAAUUUCUUUCUCAGUCAAUCCUUAUGAGGACUAGUACGUUACAAACCGGGAAAGCUAUCUUUCUUUUUAAAUUUGCAUGUUGCACAAAGCAGAAUUUUCCUGUACGCGUGGAUAAAAUUAUCGCCUCUUCUUGUUUGUUUUGGUAAAAACCGCUUUGUCCUAACUAAAAAUAUAAAUAUAUGACAUAGCAAAUCAGCUCUGCGGAAAUCCACAAGUUAUUGGGCGUAUUUCGUCGCCCGUGACGGCAGAAUUUUGUCGCGCAAGUUAGCGUAAAUUCUAUCUAGGGCUGGUAGUUAGAAUGCAGUUUCACAACUAACAAAUGGUGCCGCGUGACUGUGUUCCGAAGCCUGGUGGAAUGUAUUUCCGUCAACACUCCUGAUUUAAUUUUGAGAACAAUUAAAUCUUAUGUUCACACUGAUGUACAAGAUAUCUCAUGACGAUAUGUGUAAAUACGCCUGGAACGGCUAUGACCCUGUUUUAUGGUCGCAAUUCAGCACUGAACAAGCACUUUGCAGGCACACCGGGCAGAUAUUUAUUCUCAAAUUUUGGCCUGCUAUUGUUAGUCCUGUAUUGAGCACUGAUCGGAUUACACAAAUAAUUGAUUUAUACGGAGUGUUUUUUACCUACACAGAAUUUUUUUACAAAGAAGGCUAUGAGUGUCGCGAACGUGGUAUUUUUGCAGAGGAGUUGCUAGGCGAGGCAGAUAUAAUGUGCCGCGAAUAAUGGGCGAUUCACAAGAGUAAUUAAGCAAAAUUUGUUAAAUGCCUUGUUUAUUAGAGCCUUGCGUGCAGUUUCUUAUGUGAAACCUUUGGAGACAGCGAUAUUUUAAUGCACCUCCAUUUUGUAAAUCUUGAAAAUCUCACCUAAUUCGAGAUAUUCAACGUCGAAUUUCAACGCUCAAUCUAGGCAAUAACGAAAGCGGGCGCGCCGGAACCACAAGAAAGACAAAAAAAUUAAAAAAUAGGCGGCCUCACCUAUUACGUCGGAAGGAAACAGCCCGUGACGACAAGCGCGAUGAAGUUCUCUUCGCGUUGCGCUUUCCGUUGCAUUUUAUCUCGUGCAUUUCAAGUGAGGUAAACCUGCACAAGUCAGGCGUGUAAGCAGAUCUUGCAAUUUCCAGAAGCUCUUGCAAUUGCAGAGCUCCAGAACAACUAUACGCCCCACCUUGACCUCAGGUCGUCAGCUCUUCAGUGUCGUCUGUACACCAUGUUCUAAAAAAUAGACAUAGACGCAUUAGUCGUGGAAGAGCUCACUGCGCUGGUGCACUUAUUUAUUUAAUUGCAUUACAAGUAUAGUUAUGGCGUCUGCAGCGGUGCAAUUUUCGUUUCGGAGGGUAACACGGAUGCGGCUGAGAAAGAAUAUACGAAUAUGGAAUAUUUGUAUGAGAGUUGGGAUGUAAUGGCAAAGAAUGCUAGUUCUUUAAUUUCGUGUUUGUGCAGAGAAAGCAACGAAUUAAACGGUAUAAAACGCUGAGAUGUUUGAAUGCGUUUCUUUUUUUUUCGAUCAAAAGAACAUUAAAAU
Dermacentor silvarum is the source of this 7339-nucleotide messenger RNA. RefSeq lists its product as uncharacterized. The transcript has 5 exons. NCBI's taxonomy places the organism in Eukaryota, Metazoa, Arthropoda, Arachnida, Ixodida, Ixodidae. The record is from RefSeq and is a predicted model, not a curated record. Gene Ontology annotation, cellular component: plasma membrane. Bases 1254 to 4340 code for a protein of 1028 amino acids. Gene Ontology annotation, molecular function: protein binding.